AUGACGGCACGCUCAAUCUUACAAGUUUUCGAUCAGUAUCAAAAAGCGCGGUUGCUGUUCGUGCAGUCUGUCGCGGAUCUGGCCUCAAAGUCGAACAACAUCGACUGCCUGGAAGCGGCUGGUGCGAUAGACCUCCUGCGUCCUUUGCUAGCGGACGCCGUACCGUCCAUCCAACACGUGGCCGCGAUCGCUCUCGGCAAGCUGGCGAAUCACAAUCCCAGACUGGCGCACGCCGUCGUUAGAAAAGACGUACUGUCGCACUUGAUGAAGAACAUAGACAAACAAAAUAAAUUUUAUAAGAAAGCGGCGCUGUUCGUCCUGCGAGCGAUAGCCAAACAUUCGCCGGAACUGGCGUUAAUAGUCGUACACAACGACGGCCUACAGACUAUAGUCAGAUGCCUGGAAGACUUCGAUCCUGGAGUGAAGGAAGCGGCCGCUUGGGCACUGGGAUAUAUCGCGAGGCAUAAUAAGAACUUGGCUCAAGCGGCAGUGGAUACCGGCGCGAUACCUCUUCUCGUAUUGUGUCUGCAAGAGCCCGAAUUGUAUAUUAAACAAAUCGGCGCAUCGGCCAUCAGCGACAUGAGUAAACACAGUAUCGAACUCGCGCAGGCAGUGGUGGAUGCCGGGGCAAUCUUCUUCCUCGCGAAAACUCUGGCCAAUCUCGAUGCCAAGGCGAAGCGUCAAGCGUUAUUAGCGCUGAGCAGCAUAGCCAAGCACUCCGCAGAUUUGGCGGAGGCUGUGGUUGAGGCAGGGAUCUUACCAGACAUUUUGGUACACAUGGCACAUCCGGAUGAGAAUGUCGGUAGAGUCGCGGCGAUUUUAACCAGGGAGAUUUGCAAACACACGUUUGAGUUGGCGCAACUUGUGGUGAACUCCGGCGGCAUCGCUGCGCUUAUCGAAUUAAUUAACACCUCAAAGUCGGCGACCAGAUUACCGGCGAUCAUGGCACUCGGUUACAUCGCCGGUCAUUCCGAUCAGCUGGCCGUGGCCGUGAUAGGAUCCAAAGGUGUCGUGCAAUUAGCGGUCGUGCUGCAAGAGGAAACGGAAGAUCAUAUUCUCGCGGUGACCGUCUGGGCUAUCGGGCAAAUUGGCAAGCACACGCCCGAACAUGCAAAAGCGAUUGCGGUUGCGAACAUAUUGUCCAAGCUAUUGGAGUUGCAUAACGAUCCGAAAAGUUCCGAGGAUCUGAAGGUGAAAUGUAACACGGCGUUAAAGCAGAUUCUACAAAAAUGCAUGUACGUCGAGGCACUUGAAUCCCUGUUGCACGACGUGCCGCCUAAUAUCCUGAAAUAUGUAUUGGGACAAUUUAGCAAGAUCUUGCCGCACGAUGCGAGGGCGAGGAGGCUGUUCGUCACAUCCGGCGGCUUGAAAAAGGUACAAGAGAUUCAAGCUGAGCCGGGCACCACCCUCUCGGAAUACAUAACAAUAAUCAAUUGCUGCUUCCCGGAGGAGAUCGUCAGAUAUUAUUCGCCCGGUUAUCCGGACAGCCUUCUGGAAGCUGUGGAGCAGUAUCAGCCGAAGGGUCUUUUCGUCUUCGAUCACAAAUCGUCGUCCGAGAACACGGAGUCCAGCUUGUCGCUUUAUAACGAUGAGGGAUGAUUCUAAAUUAUACAUUUCGUCAUUGU
Molecule: messenger RNA, 1625 nt
Organism: Temnothorax curvispinosus
Lineage: Eukaryota; Metazoa; Arthropoda; Insecta; Hymenoptera; Formicidae
Product: sperm-associated antigen 6-like
Exons: 10
Coding region: 1-1599 (532 amino acids)
Biological process (GO): cilium movement
Cellular component (GO): microtubule cytoskeleton
Molecular function (GO): microtubule binding
Source: RefSeq, a predicted model, not a curated record